CCGUACCCCGAAGCAGAGGAGAAUCGUUUCCGGGCCCAAGUGGGCCGCGGUCGGGCUCCAGGUUCGCUCCCUUCGGACCCGGGUGCGGGAGCUGGGUCUCCGGCCGCGAGGAGAGAGCGCUGAUUUGGGGCCAUGAACGGGACGGCGAACCCACUGUUGGACCGUGAGGAGCACUGCCUGCGCCUCGGAGAGAGCUUCGAGAAGCGGCCGCGGGCCUCCUUCCACACCAUUCGCUAUGAUUUUAAGCCAGCAUCUAUAGACACCUCCUGUGAAGGAGAGCUUCAGGUUGGCAAAGGAGAUGAAGUCACAAUUACGCUGCCCCAUAUUCCUGGAUCCACGCCACCAAUGACUGUGUUCAAAGGGAACAAACGGCCCUAUCAGAAAGACUGUGUGCUCAUUAUUAAUCAUGACACUGGUGAAUAUGUCCUGGAGAAACUCAGUAGCAGCAUUCAGGUCAAGAAGACAAGAGCUGAGGGAAGCAGUAAAAUCCAGGCCCGAAUGGAGCAGCAACCCCCUCGGCCCCCACCGCCGUCACAGCCCCCUCCCCCUCCUCCUCCCCCUCCCAUGCCAUUCAGAGCUCCAACAAAGCCUCCAGCUGGACCCAAGACUUCUCCCUUGAAGGACAACCCCUCGCCUGAACCUCAGCUGGAUGACAUCAAAAGAGAGCUAAGGGCUGAAGUUGACAUUAUUGAGCAGAUGAGCAGUAGCAGUGGGAGCAGCUCCUCAGACUCAGAGAGCUCCUCAGGAAGUGACGAUGACAGCUCCAGCAGUGGAGGCGAGGACAAUGGCCCAGCCUCUCCUCCACAGCCAUCACACCAGCAGCCCUACAACAGCAGGCCUGCCAUAGCCAAUGGGACCAGCCGGCCACAAGGAAGCAACCAGCUCAUGAACACCCUCAGAAAUGACCUGCAGUUGAGUGAGUCUGGCAGUGACAGUGAUGAUUAGAGCCCAGUCUUUUGAAAUCCACUUCCUGGCGCAUAACACGAUGUGACAGGUCCAGGCUACUUACACAUGGAGUCCAUUGCCACAAGGAGAAUGUCGUGGAUCAGCGCCUAUAAGGAGUUUGAGGCUUUGGAACUCAUAUUCAAGUCUUUAACUUAGUGGUGAUGGGUGAUUUUUCUCAUGUAAUUUUUGAAUAAUCUCCUAUUGCAAAAUUUAAAUAGAUCUGUAGAACUAACAUAAUUAUAUUUCUAUUUGGUUAACAUUUUUAAUGAAAAACAGACAGUUCUGCCCUGGGCUGGGUUACUCAAAGGCCUUGUCUUCACCAGGUCAGCAAUUUGGUUUUAAAUCUCAGCAGCCAUUAGUUUGGCCAAUAGACCUCAAAUGGUCUGCACCAGUGAGAUGAAACAGUCUUUGUGGGAUAAGGAAGAAGAGGGAGACCUCACACUGCAUCAUAGAAAUAUGUUACAGCCACUUUACAUUGUUGACAUAAAGUGGUAAGGAAGUUUGUCUGACCCAGCCUGACAAACCUGGGUAGAAAUGGACUUGAGGGGAGUCUCUGAGUGUCAGCUCGGUCAGAUACCGAAGACACUCUAGCUCAAUCCCUUCAUUUACAGGAAAGGGAAGCAUGUCACUGGUUUAUGACCAGUGUUCUGUUCCCAGUCCGUGUUCCCUCCCUUGAAUUUUACUUAAUGGAAUCAGAUUUUUAUACAUGGAACUUAUAGUGUACAUUAGCAUUUUUACUGAGCUCAAAAAGACAAAAGCACUAAGUACAUCCAGCUAGAAUUCAGAUUCCAGCAGUCCCUAAAUGCUUUAGGCUGAGUGAGCGAGCAGAUUAAGCCAGCAGCCACUAUGUUGAUGCAUGUGACUCAGUUAAAUUGAAGCUUUUAGUUCCAUGUGGAUCCGUCCUAAGUGUUCUCCAUUUAGUGGAUUUUAGCAGGAUGGGAAUAGGGUAGGAGUAGAAAAGAAACCUCUCUGAACAAAAGUGAGCCAGCAGUAAACUUCCAAAAACCAAAAUCUAGAUAGGAGUUCUGCAAUAUGGAACGAGCACAUCCUUUGAUAAGAUCUUUCUGCUUAUGAUUUUGUACCACUGUGCCUGACUCCUAGACUAGUUUGUAUUUUUAUAUAAAACUAGAAGAAAAUCACAAGAUUGCCUUCUACAGUGUGCAGUUUCCAAGUGAAUCUGAUGUUGGAAACUGGUCACUAGUAAAUGUUGCAUAUUGAGUGAAUGUGUGGUGAUUGUCCCGUGAUUAGUAUGGAGCAGCCUAUUUCUAGUCUGAGUGAAUGUGUCCUAAGAAAUUCCUAUCUACAACACAUGAAGCAGAGGUGAGGACUACCAUGCUAGAGCCGUGCAGCCCAGGUGAGGACAGAGAAGUUGGUGAAAGCUCAGCUGUGGCUCAUGGUUCCAAGAAGCAUCUGAAGCGAGUGGCAGCUCCAAAGCAUUGGAUGCUGGAUAAGUUGACCAGUGUGUUUGCUCCUUGUCCAUCCGCUGGUCCCCAUAAGGUGAAAGAAUAUCUGCCUCUUAUAAUCUUCCUGAGGAAUAGACUUAAGUAUACCUUGAUGGGGUGAAGUAAAGAAGAUUUGCAUGCAGCACUUCAUUAAGAUUGAUGGAAAAGUCAGAACUGAUAUAACCUGCCCCCAUCAGCAUUGACAAGACUGAGCAUUUCCAUCUGAUCUACGACACCAAGGGUCGCUUUGCUGUUCACCGUAUUAAACCUGAGGAAGCCAAGUACAAGUUAUGCAAAGUGAGAAAGAUCUUUGUGGGCACAAAAGGGAUCCCCCAUCUGGUGACCCACGAUGCUGACACCAUUUGCUACCCUGAUCCACUCAUCAAGGUGAAUGACACCAUCCAGAUUGAUUUGGCAUCUGGCAAAACCACUGAUUUCAUCAACUUUGACACUGGUAACCUGUGUGUGGUGACUGGAGGCGCUAACUUGGGAAGAAUUGGAGUGAUCACUACAGGAUGAAGCAUCCUGGCUCUUUUUGAUGUUGUUCAUGUGAAAGAUGCUAACGGCAACAGCUUGGCCACCCAGCUCUCCAACAUUUUUGUUAUUGGCAAAGGCGACAAGCUGUGGGUUUCUCUUCCUCAAGGAAAAGGAAUCGGCCUCACCAUUGCUGAGGAGAGAGAUAAGAGGCAGCAGCCAAACAGUAGUGGAUGAAAU
Molecule: messenger RNA, 3101 nt
Organism: Fukomys damarensis (Damara mole-rat)
Lineage: Eukaryota; Metazoa; Chordata; Mammalia; Rodentia; Bathyergidae
Gene: Eaf1
Product: ELL associated factor 1
Exons: 6
Coding region: 133-945 (270 amino acids)
Biological process (GO): regulation of transcription elongation by RNA polymerase II; positive regulation of DNA-templated transcription
Cellular component (GO): super elongation complex
Molecular function (GO): transcription elongation factor activity
Source: RefSeq, a predicted model, not a curated record